This is a messenger RNA of Mytilinidion resinicola, 837 nucleotides long. RefSeq lists its product as uncharacterized. Bases 1 to 837 code for a protein of 278 amino acids. The transcript has 2 exons. The record is from RefSeq and is a predicted model, not a curated record. Gene Ontology annotation, molecular function: phosphoprotein phosphatase activity. Lineage: Eukaryota; Fungi; Ascomycota; Dothideomycetes; Mytilinidiales; Mytilinidiaceae. Gene Ontology annotation, biological process: dephosphorylation.
AUGGCUGCAGCUUCACCUGACUACAACCUCCAAGACCUCGUGAACAGAGAUAUCAACGAGCUCAUUGACAGUGCCGUUGUCGAAGAUGUCCUCUCCAGAGACCCCUUCAUCCCCGUCCCUGGCGUUCUCAACUUCCGUGACCUCGGCGUCUACGGUGCCCCUCAUAUCCGCCGCAACCUCGUCUAUCGCUCCGGUGGGCUCAGCAACCUCGGCGAUCAGAGCAAAGCUGUUCUAGCGAAGGAUCUAGGCAUCACUUUGAUAUUGAAUCUGCGCUCGGAAACGGAAACAAGAAUGCAUCCUGAGCCGGAUAUUGACGGCAUCGAGGUUGUCAAGAUUCCGAGCACGGAGGCACCGCAGCUUAUUAAACUGGAUGACUUUAUGGGGGAGGAUGGAAGGAAGGGUUACCUGAAAAUAUAUGCGGAGAUCAUGGAUAUACAUAGACCGAGUAUUCGGAGGGCUCUGGAGCAUUUGAGGGAUGGGAAGGGCGGACUGCUUUUUCAUUGCUUUGCUGGUAAGGACCGCACUGGUGUGCUGGCAGCUGUCAUCAUGGGUCUGGCAGGGUGUUCGGACGACCAGAUCGCAAACGAUUACGCGAUGACUCGCGUGGGAAUCGAGCCGCAUCGUGAGGCUUUGCUUGGCAUGCUGAUGCAAUGGAACAAGAGCUGGACCAUGGAGACGCCUGGUAUGCAUGAGUUCUCGCAAAUCAAGGGCGCAAACAUCAAGGCAGUACUGGAAAUAGUGCAAGGGAAGUACGGCGGCAUGGAAGGCUACGUGAAAAAGGAUCUGGGAUUUUCUGAUGAGGAUAUUCAGAAAAUCAUCGCGAACUUGAAUGGAUGA